CAAUUAGAGUUUAUCGUCCUGGGCACGAUUCUGCCUCCCUGUAACUUCACUCAGAUCUGGAGUCUGGAAUGACGCUGAAUAGGUUCCAUCUCUUUUCUACACUGCAGUCUCCAAGCACUUAAGGCGGCUGUCAGGUCCUCAGCCCAUUCGAGGACCUUACGCCUCCUUACUGGAGUCCCCGCUCAGCCAACUCUUCCUCGCAAGCCACCAGCACAGAGAGCGAGCAAGAACGGAGAAGAGGCUGCUAAACAGGCUUGCACUAGCGACUAAAAAAAGUCACGGCACUGAAAUGAAAUGUUUCCAAAAUGGAGUAAUUUAUAACUCCACUAAAUUAUAACUUCGGCGCUGAACUGUAACAGCCCACCUUUCAGAACUUCCCGGGGUUGCUCUGCUGCCCCCUUCCGGCGCCGCGAUGCACUCCGGGCGUUAGCGCUGGCGGUGGGGCUGUGCUCUCCCCGCACAGAGGAGUGGGAACGGGAGAUAAUCCGUCCCUCCCGGGGAAAAGCCACGAGUUGCUGUCGUGCUGCGGGAGAGAAAUCCGAGGCGAGAAACAGAGAAAGGAAGCGUGCGGCCAGGAGCAGGGGUCCCACAAGUGAAGAGGAGCCCGUGAGAUGUAGCCCUGAACCCCGAUGACCCCACAGUGGCCGAGUUCGGCCCAGUUCGGGAUCUGGCUCUUCAAUAAGCUCAGGAGGGAAGAGUUGCGGCCCCUGGCCAGAUGUGAGGUCCACACCACCCCUGAGAAGAAGAUUCCACCGGCUUCCAAAGGAUAUUUACAUACUGCAUCCCUGAACUUUGUCGGUGAGCAAGAGCAAUGCCAGGAGGUGUGGAGAAGGCAUGUCAUCGGUGCAUUUCUAAAAUUGCCAGCAAUGCCUGCUUCAUUGUUCUGCUCUUCACUUUCCUGGCGCUGCCGCUGUCCAUGGCCUUCACAGGAAUGAAGUUUCUGGAGGACUGUCCCAUACAGCCCCUCAUCCCUCUAUAUUUGCUGGUGGGUGGGAUCAUCGGGGCCUUAAAGGUGUCUCUCCUGCUGUACGACUCCACCCGGAUGAGGCGGCUUCUGUCCAAGGCCGUGGUGAUCGAUGACGAUGACGACGAUGAGUACCCCUGGAGGCAGAACGCGCACAAGUAUUACCUCCACCUGCUGCUCAGCCUCUUCCUCUUCCUCUGGUUCCUUCUGGGAAAUUACUGGGUCUUUUCUGUUUACCUGCCUGAGUUCAUUCCCCCUUUCCAGCAGCCUCAGGAGUACUGUGACAAAACCCUGUACCUCUUUGCGGUAGGGGUCCUCGUGCUCAGCCACACCGUGCUGGUCCUACUCGUCCUGGGCAGCAGCUGUGUCUAUGUGUGGUCCAGGUGGAGGUCUGUGGCCGAGGAAGACUGAAAACUGUCCCCCUCCCUGGCACACGCAGGCACACAUAUGCACACACACAAAUACAUGCACACACAUGCACAAAUACACACAUGCACACAUACAUGUGCACAAAUACAUACACACAUAUACACAUGCACAAAUGUGCAUGCAGGUGCACACACACAAAUACGCACCACACAUGCACAAAUACACAUGCACACACACAUGCACGUAUACACAUGUACACACGCACACAUGCACACACACAAACAUGCAUGCACACAUACACAAAUACAUGCACAUACAUGUACAUGCACACACAUGUACACACAUGCAAAAUACACAUGCAUACACAUAUACACAUGCACAAAUACACACACUGUUGCAGAAGAGAGGCAUGCUGUAAAGGCAAUAAAACCUUCCCUGCAGGCAUUUAAGAAACCACCAAAAUGCUCUGAGUGUUCUAGCAGACUAGAGAAGCGCUUGCCUGCCUGGACCUGGGAAAGGCCCUUUUGCUCUUUUCAGAGCCAGGAUUUUGUAUUCAUAAGCGUUUUCACAGUUGUUUUUUUUUUAAGGGGACGAGGCAAAGAAUGGGAGAGCUUUUCAAAUCACCGUUGCAGUUCCAGUGACUGAUGAGAGCGAAGUUUGUUCUUGUUACCGCUGCUACCACUGGGCUGUCAUUCAGCUCCAGGGAACCUUGAAGUUAUAGAAAGAGCACAGACACAUCUUGGCUUUACUUGCCAGGGCGGCUUUUGUUAUGAAAAGGAGAAAGGUGCUCUUAUUUAAUGAGUCCAGCUGCCUCUGGGGAAAGUUAAGAAGCACAUUCUCCCAACCCCAGAUCAGCUGGGUUCGCUCUGACAGGUGGCAGGUAUCCCAAGGACAGUUAUAAAAUCUGCCAAGGUCAGUAAGCAGAUUUCCCGUCCGGGCUGUGGUCCGGCCCACCUGCCUGGCAUCGCAGAGAGAGCAUUCCUGUCACAGUGAGCUCUGAAUGGUACUCUCGCAGAUUCUUUGCAUGGCCUUGAGUCUGCUUCUUUCCCUGCUUAUCUGUGUACAUCUCUCUGAUUCGCUGAUGGCAUAAACCAGUUCUGUGUGUUUUGA
Molecule: messenger RNA, 2443 nt
Organism: Camelus dromedarius (Arabian camel)
Lineage: Eukaryota; Metazoa; Chordata; Mammalia; Artiodactyla; Camelidae
Gene: TMEM272
Product: transmembrane protein 272
Exons: 6
Coding region: 812-1375 (187 amino acids)
Source: RefSeq, a predicted model, not a curated record